Theileria parva strain Muguga is the source of this 549-nucleotide messenger RNA. RefSeq names its product putative U6 snRNA-associated Sm-like protein LSm4 (gene lsm-4). The coding region runs from base 159 to 518 and encodes 119 amino acids. Gene Ontology annotation, biological process: spliceosomal snRNP assembly; nuclear-transcribed mRNA catabolic process; mRNA splicing, via spliceosome. The record is from RefSeq and is a predicted model, not a curated record. The transcript is spliced from 6 exons. Gene Ontology annotation, molecular function: U6 snRNA binding. NCBI's taxonomy places the organism in Eukaryota, Apicomplexa, Aconoidasida, Piroplasmida, Theileriidae. Gene Ontology annotation, cellular component: P-body; U6 snRNP; spliceosomal tri-snRNP complex.
CUUCCACAUUAAUUUACCCUUUAAUCAUAUUUUUAUUAAAAUAUAAUCAUGAUUUCUUUAUAAAAUCAUUUUAUUUCUUAAAUAUUUCUCAAUAUUACAAUUUUAUCCCUAAAUUGUUAUAUCUUUCUACAAUAGUAUAAGAUUAUAAAAAAUUAAACAUGGUGUUACCCUUGACUCUUUUGAGGGCGGGGAAGAGUCAACCCACUCUGAUUGAACUAAAAAACGGUGAAACUUACAGUGGAAUUCUGGACUCCUGUGAUGCUUUUAUGAAUAUGCACAUGGUAAACGUUGUUUGUACCUCCAAGAGUGGGACUGAUUUUUGGAAGCUGGAUGAAUGUUUUAUUAGAGGGAAUACAGUUAAAUCUCUCAGGCUGCCAAACGAAGUAGCUGAAAUCGCUAAGGAAGAAAAACGACCACAGCGGCCUCAGGGUCAUACAUAUUCUGGAAGAGGAAGAGGACGAGGCGAUGGUGGAGGAAUGAGAGGGAGAGGGCAUAUGUACCACAAUCCUAGAAGAUGACUUUUAAUAAUUCAAUGUAUUUAAAAAGUGA